Molecule: messenger RNA, 3805 nt
Organism: Durio zibethinus
Lineage: Eukaryota; Viridiplantae; Streptophyta; Magnoliopsida; Malvales; Malvaceae
Product: copper-transporting ATPase HMA4-like
Biological process (GO): monoatomic cation transport
Cellular component (GO): membrane
Molecular function (GO): ATP binding; copper ion binding; ATPase-coupled monoatomic cation transmembrane transporter activity
Source: RefSeq, a predicted model, not a curated record
AUAUAUAUAUCUACACAAAGUCAAACCCUCCCCCCAAAAGCCAAUUCUGCCACUUCUCUGUUUUCUUUUUCUGUUAUUCUCUCUCUACCACAACCGUCGUUUCCAAUGCCCUUUCCCUUUCCCUUCCCUUCCAAGAUCCCUAGCAAAUAUAAUCCACUUUCAUAAAUCUUGAUUCUGAUUCGAAAACCAUAAUUGAAUUCCCCUCUUUUAUCAUAGAAAAAUAAAAAAAUUGCGCACUUUACUCUAUCUUUUUCCCCAAUCAAAAUAAUACAACCCUAAACUGCCCUGAAGAAAAGAAGCCAUGAAUGCUAAUGUUCAAGACAAGAAAAUGGAACUGAAUGGGACGGAUGAUCUUAAGAGGCCUUUGCUGGAGCCCCCAGAUAGUAUUUUUAUAACUAUACCUGAACCUGUUGAUAAGUUGGAUAAGAAGAAAACAGUGAUGUUCAGAAUUGGGAAUAUCAAGUGUGCAUCUUGUGUAACUUCCAUAGAAUCUGUACUUGGACAGGUCAAGGGGGUUGAGAGUGUCUCAGUGUCACCAAUUCAAGGUCAAGCGGCAAUUGAAUAUGAUCCAAAGCUAAUCAAUACAAAAAUGAUUAAAGAGACAAUAGAGGAUGCUGGUUUCCCCGUUAGUGAGUGUUCAAGGCAAGAGAUAGCAGUCUGCCGGCUCAGGAUUAAGGGAAUGGCGUGUACAAGCUGUUCUGAGUCCCUUGAACGUGCUCUAAAGUCAGUGGAUGGAGUUAAAAAAGCAGUGGUUGGUCUAGCUCUUGAAGAAGCUAAGGUUCACUUUGAUCCCAAUGUUACCGAUGCUGUUCGUAUUGUUGAAGCAAUAGAAGAUACUGGCUUUGGAGCUGAUCUCAUCAGUUCUGGAAAUGAAGUAAACAAAGUACAUCUAAAACUUGAGGGAGUGUCCUCAAAGGAGGAGAUAAACACUAUUCAAUCCUACCUUGAGUCGGCUAUAGGUGUAAAUCACGUUGAAAUGGACUUGGAAGAAAAUAAGGUCACUGUCAACUAUGACCCAGACCUUACUGGUCCAAGAUCUCUCAUUAAAGGUGUACAAGAAGUUGGUCAUGGAUCAUACAAGGCAAGCUUGUAUAUACCCCCUAAACAAAGAGAGACUGAGCAGCAGCAUGAAAUUAAUACGUAUAGAGAUCAGUUCCUUUUAAGUUGCCUAUUCUCAGUUCCAGUAUUUAUAUUCUCCAUGGUACUUCCAAUGCUUCCUCCUUUUGGAAAUUGGUUAGAAUACAAGAUCUGCAACAUGUUUACUGUUGGGUUGCUUCUGAGAUGGAUUCUUUGCACACCAGUACAGUUCAUUGUUGGUCGAAGGUUUUAUACUGGAUCAUACCAUGCAUUGAGACGAAAAUCUGCUAACAUGGAUGUUUUAGUUGCCAUGGGCACCAAUGCUGCAUAUUUUUACUCUGUUUAUAUAGCAAUUAAAGAUCUGAGCUCAGACACAUUCGAAGGGCAAGAUUUUUUUGAGACAAGUGCAAUGUUGAUAUCCUUUAUUCUAUUAGGAAAGUAUUUAGAGGUGGUGGCUAAAGGGAAAACAUCAGAUGCUUUAGCCAAGCUGACAGACCUUGCUCCUGAUAGUGCUCGUUUGCUAACAUUAGAUGAUGAUGGAAAUGUUGUCUCAGAGGUGGAAAUCAGCACCCAACUAAUACAAAGGAAUGAUAUAAUCAAGAUCAUUCCUGGGGAGAAGGUUCCCGUUGAUGGCAUUAUCACUGAUGGUCAAAGCUAUGUGAAUGAGAGUAUGAUCACAGGGGAGGCACAGCCUAUUGCUAAAAAGCCUGGUGACAAGGUUAUUAGUGGAACUAUGAAUGAGAACGGAUGUUUACUGGUCAAGGCCACUCAUGUUGGGUCAGAGACUGCACUUUCUCAAAUUGUUCAGCUUGUUGAAGCAGCUCAGCUUUCCAGAGCACCGGUUCAGAAAAUUGCUGACCAGAUUUCUCGUUUUUUUGUUCCUGCAAUUGUUCUCACUGCAUUCAUUACUUGGUUGGGAUGGUUGAUACCUGGAGUUAUUGGUAUUUACCCUAAAAAUUGGAUUCCGGAAGGCAUGGAUAAAUUUGAACUUGCACUGCAAUUUGGUAUUUCAGUGCUGGUGGUUGCUUGCCCAUGCGCUUUAGGACUAGCAACCCCUACAGCAGUCAUGGUUGCCACUGGGAAGGGUGCUUCACUCGGUGUGCUUAUUAAGGGUGGAAAUGCACUUGAGAAGGCACACAAGGUCAAAGCAAUUGUGUUUGAUAAGACAGGGACGUUGACAGUUGGGAAACCGGAGGUUGUAAGUGUUAUGCUCUUUUCAAGUAUGUCCAUGGGAGACUUCUGCAAUGUGGCUAUUGCUGCGGAGGCAAACAGUGAACACCCUAUAGCCAAAGCUUUCCUGGAUUAUGCUAGAAAGUUGCAUCAGAAGAUAGAACCUAACAAUCAACCCAACAACCAACACCUAACAGAGGCAAGGGACUUUGAGGUGCACCCUGGCACUGGGGUGAGUGGAAAAGUUGGUGAAAAAAUGGUCUUGGUUGGGAACAAGAGGCUUAUGCGGACUUAUAAUGUCACAGUUGGUCCCGAAAUUGAGGGCUAUAUUUCAGAAAACGAGCAACUGGCUCAAACAUGUGUCUUAGUUGCCAUUGAUGGAAAGGUUGCUGGAGCUUUUGCAGUAACUGAUCCAGUGAAGCCAGAAGCUAAGCAUGUCAUAUCAUAUCUUCGCUCAAUGGGCAUCUCAAGCAUCAUGGUAACUGGUGAUAACUGGGCUACUGCAACUGCCAUAGCAAAGGAGGUUGGAAUAGAGAAUGUGGUUGCUGAGACAGAUCCAGUGGGAAAAGCUGGUAGGAUCAAAGAUUUGCAGAUGAAAGGUUUGACUGUUGCUAUGGUGGGAGAUGGAAUAAAUGACUCACCUGCUUUAGUCGCAGCUGAUGUAGGCAUGGCAAUUGGUGCAGGUACUGAUGUAGCUAUAGAAGCAGCCGAUGUAGUUCUUAUCAAAAGCAACUUGGAAGAUGUAGUUACAGCAAUAGACCUGUCCAAGAAGACCAUUUCCCGCAUUUGGCUUAACUAUGUGUGGGCCCUUGGCUAUAACAUACUUGGUGUGCCAGUUGCUUCUGGAAUCUUAUAUCCCUUCACUGGAAUUCGGUUACCACCAUGGCUAGCUGGUGCAUGCAUGGCUGCCUCCUCUCUUAGCGUAGUUUGUUCCUCUCUCAUGUUGCAGUCUUAUAGGAAGCCAUUGGUAGUUCAAGAUACAAAAGGACAAACUCAUUGCUCCAAAUCUACAUGAUGGGAUAUAUCGGUAAUUCAUAUGUAACCGUAUAAUGUCCUACUGUUCCCAUAUUCAAAUGUAGAAGGUCCUUACCAGAUCCCGGCUUCUGAACAGGUUGAUGUUACUGCUAAAGAUUUUCUUGCAAUUAAAUUUAACUUCACAUGUUCUCCAAAAUUGUGUACUUUUGGAAUACCAUUUAGUUAUAUGUCUUGUAUAACUAGAAUUGUAAAGUUCGUUGUUGGGGAAACUGGAUCAUUUCCAAUGAGAAGAUUGGCUUACCUAAAAAGAUUUAUGGAUGUAAAACUCUAUUAGAUGUCAUGGACUGUUUCAUGCCCUUUUUCUUUAGAAUGCUUAAAUAAUCACUAAUGCAUAGUACCGCUUAAAGUUUCAAGCAUUUCAGCAGAUGUGAGUCCAGAAGCAUUUAGAAAUCUAUCUUCAUUCUUAGUACUUGAUAACUUGGGUAGCAAAGAAGAAUGACCAAGAAGCACAAGGCUCCUUAUCUGUCUCUCCUCUCUUCCCUUUAUCAAGAACAAUAUAGAAUCACUAUUUUCAAGGUUAAAA